Kwoniella shivajii is the source of this 1923-nucleotide messenger RNA. RefSeq lists its product as uncharacterized. Lineage: Eukaryota; Fungi; Basidiomycota; Tremellomycetes; Tremellales; Cryptococcaceae. The record is from RefSeq and is a predicted model, not a curated record. The transcript is spliced from 15 exons. Bases 1 to 1923 code for a protein of 640 amino acids. Gene Ontology annotation, molecular function: copper ion binding; oxidoreductase activity.
AUGCGAAGCUUCACUUUACUUGCAAUUUUGGUCACCUUAACAUCACACCUUAUUGUUGCCCAAUCGUCAGACGAUAACGAUCCUUCAGACGUUUUGAAAGAUCUUUGGGGAAAUAUACUUGCAGAUGUCUCGGGCACCAAAUCGAAUGAUCAACCCCUUCCUCAGACUAGUGCCACUUCUGAUCCUCAAACUUUUAUCCUUUCUAGUGAUUUCGAAAUCACAAAUGUGCCUCAAGUGCGAGAGUAUAAUUUCGAAAUUGGUAUGGCUACCGCUAAUCCCGAUGGCUACACGAGACAAGUAUAUACCAUCAAUAACCAAUUUCCGGCUCCAUUGAUAGAAGCCAACACUGGCGAUACAGUUCGAGUACACGUGAAGAAUAGUUUAGAUAUUCCUCAGACUAUUCAUUGGCAUGGUAUCUCUCAAAAUGGCACCAAUCUCAUGGAUGGUGUACCCGGUGUGACUCAGUGCCCGAUCCCCCCUGGAGGAAGCUUCACAUACGAGUUUCCAAUCGUCCAGCAAUAUGGAACAUAUUGGUAUCACUCGCAUUUCGCAAAUACGAUGGCAGAUGGUAUUGUUGGACCGUUAAUCGUACACUCUCCCGAUGAUCCAUUGCAGAGAGGUCGGGAUUAUGAUGAAGAAAGGGUCUUGUUAGUCACCAACUGGAUGCAUGAUCAAUCGACAGAUAUCGUAGCUGCUCUCAGAACAAAAGAAGGUUACAGAGGUACUUUAGCCGCUCCUAAAGGAGAUUCCAUCCUCAUCAACCAGGUUGGGAAGGCAAAUUGUUCAGAUUCAAACUACCCUUCAGGAGCAGAAUGUUCACCUCCUCCAGAAACAGUAAUCACCGUUCCAGUGAACAAAUUACUCCGAUUCCGUAUCAUCAAUACAGGUGCACAUUCAUUGUUGCGAAUCUCAAUUGAUAAGCAUGAAUUUGAAGUGGUUGAAGUCGACACUGAUCCGAUCUUCGGUCCGACAUUACAUGAACUUCCUAUUGCUCCUGCACAAAGAUAUUCGAUAUUGGUCAAUACUACUCAGGGAGAAGCAGGUGAUAAGUUCUGGUUGAGAGCCAACGUGGCCGUUGGAUGUAUGGAUAAAAUCAGACAAGAAGGUCUAGCCGUUUUCAAGUAUCAGGAGGAAGGAGAUGCGGAAGAUGAUGGAGGAUUACCUACCACUGACGCUUGGGGUGACCUCGCUGCCUUCGAUUCACCGUGUCGUGACUUGGACAUGGACCAUACAUUGUCACCAAGAGAAGCCAUCGACGCUUUUACCGCUCCUUUGCUUACAAAAUCGCUUUCUAGUAAAUUUGGGACUUUCCUUGGAAUGAACGGGAAAAACAUCACCGGCUUUGCAUUCAAUAACAUCACAUUCCAAAACCAGAUAUACGAUCCCGUUUUAGCUACAGUGCAGAAUACUGGUAAUUACACUUCACCCAAUGUCGCCACUGUGGUAUUUGACGUUGAUGGAUAUGUGGACUUGAUCCUGAAUAACCUUGAUGGAGGUAUUGAUCAUCCUUAUCAUUUACAUGGAAACGAAUUCCAAUUGAUUAAACGUGGCGAUGGUAAUGUAACAUCGGAAGAAGUUCAAUCUAUGAAUUUGACAGCUACCAAUCCAUUAAGAAGAGAUACAAUUUUCAUACCUGGAAACUCAUAUGCUGUCUUGAGGGUUAGAACUGAUAAUCCUGGUGUAUGGGCUCUACAUUGUCAUAUAGGCUGGCAUCUUGCUGUUGGUAAAUUGGCAACUAUGAUCGUUAGACCUAAAGAUAUACAAUCCUUCGCUCAACCUGACGAAUGGACCGGAUUGUGCGCAGGCCAAAACUCGACUCAAGAGGGUCCUGCUAAGAGGUUAUUCGAUGCACCUGCCAACGCAGGAAUAUCGAGAAAAAUUGAGAGUGAAAUCAUUGCUCGAAGGGGUCCCAAAGAAGUGUAA